AUGGACUUCCAGAGAGCCCUCUCCUCCCCGGCCCUGAAGGAUGCUCAGCUGGCUCUUGUGCAAUCGCAGAGGCAGCGUGGUGUUUGCGUGGGGGAGAGGGAUGAGCUGCCAGAGGGCAAUAUAAAGCAGGGAGCACGGAGUGGCCUCGGGGCAGCGGUGGGUGGAGGAGCAGAGCGUGGCCUGGAGAUGGAGAGGACUGUGAGAUGUUUGUUGCUGUUCUCUUGGCUCUGCCUGGCUGGCUGUGAAGGCAAUAAGGGUGAGCUGGUGAGCACACAUGGCCUGAGGCCACGGGUUGCCCUCCAUCUCAAGAGGAGCCCAGAUGUCUGCCUGUCAAACCCGUGCCAGCACCAGGGGCACUGCCAGGUGAUGGGGGACAGACCAGUUUGCAGCUGCAAACCAGGCUUCAAAGGGGAAUUCUGCCAAGAUGUGGUACUGAAGUUGGCCUGUGAGGAGGAGCAUAUGAAGAUGAUGGUGAGGAAGGAGGUGUUUGAACUCUUGAAAAUCCCACGGGAGCUUGUCCACUUGAAGAACCAGGCGUGCAAGGUCUCAGAAAAGGAAGAAGAGGGUGAGCUGUUUUUUUCAGCCACCCUCACUGGUGAAAACCACACUGCCUGUGGGUCAAUAAUCGAGAAAAACAGCUCCCAUGUCUCCUACUCCAACGUCAUUGAGUCAGAGCAGGAAGCCCAAGGGGCCAUGAUCUCCCGGAGUUUUCAGCUGGAAGUGCAUUUCUCCUGCAUCUAUGCCUAUGAGCAGGUGGUGAGGCUGCCCUUCGCUCUCACUGCUGUUGACAGGCUGGUGCAGUCCGUGGUCAGAGAAGGACACUUCAACGUCAGCAUGAGACUGUACAAGUCCCCCUCCUACCUCCAGCCUUAUCACCUGCCGACCGUGGCCAUCCCCCUCACAGACACACUCUAUGUCCUGCUGGAGAUAGAAGGACAGCAGCAGCUCAAGUACUUCCUGCUGAGUGUUUUGGACUGCUGGGCCACCCCAAGCACGGAUCCCUUCCAGAGCGUGCGGCACAAGCUCAUUGAGCAGGGGUGUCCCCAUGACGAGACAGUGACCUAUCUGAACGCCAUUGGAGAGAGCAGCACCGCCAAGUUCAGCUUCCAGAUGUUCCAGUUUGUUGGUUACCCCGAGGUGUUCCUGCACUGCCGUGUCCGGCUCUGCCUCCCCAGCAGUCCAGAGCCCUGUGCCAAGCAAUGCCCAAGGCACUGGAAGAACAAGCGGGCACUGGUGGAUGACUACAAUAAGAUUGUCUCCUAUGGGCCCAUCCACCUGCUGGCUGCUCCUUCCUUGGAAGCAGAGACCCAUCAUUCCAGCACUGACCAACAGGACCUGGCAGGACCCAACCCGUGGCUCCCCGGGGCCCUCGUCCUGCUGUGUGUGCUUGGUGUGCUCACCGUGGCGGGGGCAGCCGUCAGUGUGGGGCGGAGAAUGGGUUAG
Myiozetetes cayanensis is the source of this 1443-nucleotide messenger RNA. RefSeq names its product pancreatic secretory granule membrane major glycoprotein GP2-like. Bases 1 to 1443 code for a protein of 480 amino acids. The record is from RefSeq and is a predicted model, not a curated record. The transcript has 9 exons. Lineage: Eukaryota; Metazoa; Chordata; Aves; Passeriformes; Tyrannidae. Gene Ontology annotation, cellular component: cell surface; apical plasma membrane. Gene Ontology annotation, biological process: neutrophil migration.